Cariama cristata (Red-legged seriema) is the source of this 1148-nucleotide messenger RNA. RefSeq names its product catenin alpha-1-like. Gene Ontology annotation, biological process: cell migration; cell-cell adhesion. The transcript has 7 exons. The annotation marks the transcript as partial. Gene Ontology annotation, cellular component: catenin complex; adherens junction; actin cytoskeleton. Gene Ontology annotation, molecular function: cadherin binding; structural molecule activity; actin filament binding. Lineage: Eukaryota; Metazoa; Chordata; Aves; Cariamiformes; Cariamidae. The record is from RefSeq and is a predicted model, not a curated record.
CUUCUUCUAGAAAUGACUGCUGUUACUGCAGGCAAUGUUAACUUCAAAUGGGACCCCAAAAGCUUGGAGAUCAGAACACUGGCAGUUGAAAGACUACUUGAGCCUCUUGUUACACAGGUAACAACACUGGUUAACACUAGCAACAAGGGCCCCUCUAAUAAGAAGCGAGGGCGUUCUAAAAAGGCCCAUGUUUUGGCUGCUUCAGUUGAACAAGCAACAGAGAAUUUCCUGGAGAAAGGAGACAAAAUUGCAAAAGAGAGCCAGUUCCUUAAAGAGGAGCUGGUAGCGGCUGUGGAGGAUGUUCGUAAGCAAGGUGACUUGAUGAAGAGCGCGUCGGGGGAGUUUGCAGAUGACCCCUGCUCCUCUGUGAAACGAGGGAACAUGGUCCGAGCCGCGCGUGCCCUACUCUCUGCCGUUACUCGACUGCUGAUUUUGGCUGACAUGGCAGAUGUCUACAAGCUGCUUGUUCAACUUAAAGUAGUGGAAGAAGGUAUCUUGAAACUAAGAAAUGCUGGCACGGAGCAGGAUUUGGGUAUCCAGUACAAAGCCCUCAAACCAGAAGUGGACAAACUUAACAUAAUGGCAGCCAAAAGACAACAGGAAUUGAAAGAUGUGGGUCACCGUGAUCAAAUGGCGGCAGCCAGAGGAAUUCUGCAGAAGAAUGUUCCCAUUCUUUAUACGGCGUCCCAGGCCUGUCUGCAGCACCCUGAUGUAGCUGCUUACAAAGCUAACAGGGACUUGAUCUACAAACAGCUUCAGCAGGCAGUCACGGGCAUCUCAAAUGCAGCUCAAGCAACUGCAUCAGAUGAUGCUGCCCAGCAGCAGGGUGGAGGUGGAGAGCUGGCUUAUGCUCUGAACAACUUUGAUAAACAAAUUAUUGUGGAUCCAUCGACCUUCAGCGAAGAACGUUUUAGGCCUUCCCUGGAAGAACGCCUGGAGAGCAUCAUUAGCGGAGCAGCCCUGAUGGCUGAUUCAUCCUGCACACGUGAUGACCGACGGGAACGUAUAGUUGCCGAGUGUAAUGCAGUGCGACAGGCCUUGCAGGAUCUACUUUCAGAAUACAUGGGGAAUCCGUACGUGAACAUCAUCCCGAAGGUGCCUACUUUCCAGUUCCCCCCGGUGCAGACCAUCGUGUUAGUUAACAGGAG